Callorhinchus milii (elephant shark) is the source of this 1401-nucleotide messenger RNA. RefSeq names its product enkurin domain containing 1 (gene enkd1). The record is from RefSeq and is a predicted model, not a curated record. NCBI's taxonomy places the organism in Eukaryota, Metazoa, Chordata, Chondrichthyes, Chimaeriformes, Callorhinchidae. The transcript has 9 exons. Gene Ontology annotation, cellular component: cytoplasmic microtubule. The coding region runs from base 85 to 1188 and encodes 367 amino acids.
UGGGGGGCGGGGCUACGUGAUCGUGCGUGAAGACGGUUGGCGACUGACUUGCAGGCGGCAGCGGCGGCCCGUCGAGGUGCAGCGAUGUCCGAAGGCCCUUCGAGGAUCUGCGGUCCGAUCCCGCCGGACGCAACGCUGUUCCCGGAGUUCUACCAGCGCCCGCUGUCAGCUCGAGGGAGGUUAGAGGGGAACGGCCCGCAGCUGAGCUUCCUCUCCGGACCUUUAGCCCCGGACCCCACGCUCUACCCGACGUGCUACAGCGCCCGGCCCUCGCGCCCACCGCCUCGCGUGCGUUCCAAUGCCCUGGACUACCUGGAGAGAGGGCAGAAGGGCACGGUGGGGAUGCUGCUCCAGCUGGAGGGAGUGUCGCUGUACGGGGAAUCGCCACCAAAAAAGAAGGAACCGAAGGAUCACGAGAAGGAGAACCUGAGACGCAUGCGGGAGAUCCAGAGGAAGUGCCGGGAGAGGGAGCUCGAGCGGGGGCUGAGUGGGCCCAAACCGGUCAAAGCUCUGUGGAAAUCCCAGAAGUACCAGACCGUCCCUUCCAAAGUCAUGGCACAGCUCCAGGAGUUCUUGCCCCCCAAACACCCAGAGAGUCAUCACAGCUACCUGAAGGCACACUCACGGUGUGGCACUGGCCUUACUCCGACCCGCUGCCCCUCCCCAAGCCCCCCCAAGGCGGAGUCUUCGAUCGAAGCGGUGGAACCCGCCAUCGCAGAGAUUCAAGUCAAAGGCGUCAACGUGGACUUUGUCAGACGCAACGCACAGAACGCAAAGAGAAUGCCAGUACGGCGUUCCAAGUCGCUGCAGUGUCUGUCCGACGUGCUGGAGAGGAAACAGAAAGAGCAAGAGGACUACAUCACCAAGAACAAGGGGCAUCUGCCGCAGUAUUUGGUUGAAAGGAGGGGUCAGUGGAGGAAGGAAGCGGAAGAGAGGCGGAGAAACAUUCCUGAUCCAAGUAUGCCUCCGGGACACACCAGGAUGCCAGAGAAAGAACGCUUGGAAACGCUAAACUCCCUUCAACAAACCCAGCACCAACUGACGAAACAGUUAUUGAUGUUCCCUGUACGUGUGGACACGAUCAGUAUGAAGAAUAGGCGGACGGAGCUGGAGAGAAAGCUCGCAGAGAUCGAGGAGGCCAUCAAGAUCUUCUCACGCCCCAAAGUCUUCAUCAAAAUCAACGCUUGACCGACUCAAAAUCAAGGCUGUGGACAAGCUGGAGAAAAUGUGGGACAUGUGAGAGAUGCGUCUGAAAAGAGAUGCCAUCAGUCAGGCUUCCUGCUCCCUGCUCCAGACGUCCCCGAGUCUUACCGCAAAUAUGUAAAUAAAUCAACUGACAAAACUAUUUUUAAUAUCACUGUAAUUCAAAUAGAUCCAUGUAAUAAAAACGUUUUUUUUUUU